AUGUCUUCUCCAUGCGCCCCUCGAAGUCUGCUGCUCCAAGAGCCCACGCCGGAGCUCUUUUCAUCACCACCUCCACCGUCCUCCGCGACUGUUUGCUCUCGCAAACCCAAACGGCCACCGCCUAUCACGCCCAAGCGCUUUACACGCUUCUUCACCCCGCGAAACUCCAAAGAUGUCUCAUCACGCACCACCCUCACGAGGUCGGGUCGCCAACUACAAGACAUCACACGAUCUGCUCUCAAUCGCAGCCGGGAGACGCGGAGCACCCCACGCAAGACAGUCAACUUCGUCGACAUCGAGAACCCAAUGCGAACCCCCCAGAGCAGCGCGCGGAAGCGGAAGAUACCCUACCUGUCGCCCGCUAGCUCACCAGCCCAGUCGUCACCGUCGAAGCGAUCGCGUUACGUCACUCCACCAGAAAUCGAUGUACUUGAAGACGGGCUCGACUUGGAUGAUGAGGAGCCUGCCAUACACCCUGCGCCUAUCCGAAGGUUAACAACACUGGGUCGGCCGUCGAGAACACUGCAGCGGUCGUUCGGUGGGAUACUGGGCGUAGGAAGAGGGUUUCGACGAGACCAUGGCGCCUCAUGGCAAGACCAGGCAGCCAAUUUCUACAGUGGCGCAGACGACCUACAUCAGUUGUCGCAGGGCGCGCCGCCCUUCUGUACGGCCAGUUGCAACACCAACUCUAUGCUCGCUAUAGGCGAUGAAGACGGAUACAUCCACCUACAAGACUCCGAAGGUGACUUCUCCAAGCCCCAUGUGUCAUGGAAAGCCCACUCCAACGCCAUCAUGGACGUGCAGUUCUCCUCGGACGACCUACACCUCGCCGCCGGUUCGGGAGAUCAGACUGCACAGAUUGUCGAUGUUCGCACCCAGCAAACUCUUGCUGUGCUGGCGAAACACAAGUCGUCAGUAAAGCAAGUCCGCUUCCAGCCCGGCGACGACAAGAUGGUAGCGACGUCAAGUCGAGACGGUGCAGUACAGAUUUGGGAUCUCCGAUGCAAGGGCAACCAAGGCUCAAUACACUCAGCCUGGGGCUCCGAUGCACCGUAUGCCAGUGUUGUACGCACGUUGGCCUCAGCGCACGCGGACAUCAGUCUCCCGACAUCCACAUCGUCGGCCACCCGAUCACUCUCCAACAGCAAAACCGAAAACAUCAGCCGACGGAACGACAUUUCAGUGACAGCGCUUUCGUUCAUGCCCGCAGGCCGCGAACACCUACUCCUGACCGCGUCAGACGCAUCGACAUGCGUUAAGCUCUGGGACAUCAGAGGCCGAUACUCCCUGCGAGGGCCUGCCAUCCCCAUCGCAACCACCCGCCAUCCCGAAUCCCACAACCGCCACCGACACUUUGCCAUUAACUCUUUGACUCUUAGCGGCGAUGCAUCACGACUAUACGCCCUCAGCAAAGACAACACCGUCUACGCCUACUCCACAAGCCACCUCAUCCUCGGCGUAGCACCAGAGCUCUCCACAACCUCCUCCUCAAAACAGAAAUACUGCGGUGUAGGCCAAGAAGGCCUAGGACCCAUCUACGGUUUCCGACACCAGAACUUCCACGCCGGGUCCUUCUACGUCAAGGCAUCCUUACGCAAAGCGUGCGAAGACCGCACCGAGAUGCUCGCAGUAGGCAGCACAGACGGCUGCCCCGUGUUGUUCCCCACCGACGAAAACUUCCUCAAACGCGAAACAAGACACGGAGACGACGCAGACGAUCUCCCUGAUAUGACUAGCAUUGCCGCGAAAUCCGCACGACCCACGCUUUCCCGCACAUCGACAAACAGCCGCUGCCCAGACACCAUCCCCAUAUACGAACAUGGCACAGCUCUCAUACGAGGACACGACGCAGAAGUCACAAGCGUAUCAUGGGCGCGUAACGGCAGCUUGAUCAGCGUGAGCGACGACUUCCGCGUCCGACGUUGGAAAGAAGGGAGUCAAGCUAGAGACCUCCGCAUGGGUGGUGAGAGCGAGGGAAGGAGGUGGCAGUGCGGAUGGGCCGCUGUAGGAGAUGGAUACGACGACGACGAGUAG
Messenger RNA from Alternaria arbusti, 2034 nucleotides. RefSeq lists its product as uncharacterized. Gene Ontology annotation, molecular function: protein binding; protein-macromolecule adaptor activity. Gene Ontology annotation, biological process: proteasome-mediated ubiquitin-dependent protein catabolic process. The record is from RefSeq and is a predicted model, not a curated record. Gene Ontology annotation, cellular component: nucleus. Bases 1 to 2034 code for a protein of 677 amino acids. Lineage: Eukaryota; Fungi; Ascomycota; Dothideomycetes; Pleosporales; Pleosporaceae. The transcript is spliced from 2 exons.